UAGGAUACGCGAUAUAGGUGCAGUACUUUUCGGCAUAAUCGGAUCCUUAGCGACGUAAAACAUGCUCGUAUGGUCGUAACUACAGAAGAAGCCGCAUGCUUUAACGCUACCGCAGUGGGGUGCACGCAUUGCUACUAUGGCAACGAGCUCCACCUAAGACCACCUUCUUUUGCGGUAGUGCGUCCAUCGGCAGAUCGGUGUUUUUAUUCCUUUGUGAGCAGUGUAAUGUUCUUUAUUUAGGUGAUGUAAUUGUAGUACUCCAGUUUUAAGUAGUAAUUAAUAUCAAACCAUUCAUGUGCAUGUACAUAUGUAUCCAUCACAUGCAUCGAACUUCGUGAAUUCAUCAAGGCACAGUUUGCUUUUGGCGGCACUCAACCAAAUAUAUUAAUGGCUGAUGCCGACGCGGGACCUUCACGGAAGCGCUUCAGAGGGUCAACUUCGGUGCACCCACGCACUUUAUCGCCGGUAGCGGAGAUCCGCGUCGCUUUCCGCGUCCCGGCAAGCGAGUUUCGUAUGCGAUGCACAGAAGAGAAUUCCGGAUCAAACGGGACAGCGCCCGUUGCCAAAGUGUGGAUCUACGAAGCCGAAGUCAAGGUUCCGAAGUCGUCGGAACAUCCGGGAAUUGCGUCAGGGACGUGGGUAUUCGCCAUAAAGCGGUCCUUGCUGCUGAAUGGUACGCUGCUCAGAGAGAAAAAAGUCCAUGCAUCACUCCGGCCAACCGAUUUAUUACGUGGCCAAGGAAAUCCAGUUGGAUUUUGUACCACACUGGAUUUCAUUCUUGGAUUACGUUUUCCUUCUGAGCAAUCCUACUUUAUUUGGCCAGCUCAAAACGGUGUUUUCAACAAUAACCAGUUUAUCUCAAAGCCGCUGCGCUUGACCUUUCCCUAUGAUCAUGAGUCGCCUUUUUGCGACGACAACUCAUUGACUGUAGGUACAACAUGGUCGGUGGACUUUCUCUUUUAUACUAAUCCACUUAUUCAACGUCCUGGCGCCACACUGACCGGUCUCGCUAGCAAACUGGAUAGUAUGCGCAAAUCGGCAGCGUUUUCGGAUUGUGCUUUGGUAUCGGCUGACGGCCAGACGUUCCCGGCGCACCGCGUGGUACUGGCCGCGCAGUCACCGGUGUUCGCUGCCAUGUUCGAGCAUAACAUGCUGGAAAAAGAGACCGGCGUUUGUCGGAUCACCGAUAUUCAGUCGGCCGUUUUGGAGGUCAUACUGGAUUUCCUGUACUGCCGCACAGUGUCGGAUGCGCUAAAGAAUGACGCCGAAACGAUCCUGGCUGCGGCGCAUAGAUAUAAUAUAGAUGAUCUGCAAAAUGUCUGCGAGGAUGCUUUGAUUGGCAACUUAAAUAAAGAAAACGCGGUGAAGUAUCUGGGUAUGGCGAUGCAGUUCGGCUUGGACAGUCUCAUGAAAAAGGCCGCCAGAAUGGUUGCCGACUGACGGCCUGGGUUCCCAUAGUUACGCAUAGGUACAUUAUCAGCGUGCGUUUUGUUACAUUAAAUAGAAGAUCUUUGUGUUUGGGUUAAUUGGGUACGAACGCGGUUCUUGCGUUUUCUUCUGCCGCUCAGAUAUACGAUAAUUCAUGCAUGCUGCAAUUAAAGAUAAUGUUUCCCGGAAAAAGUUUGCAAAGGGUGUGUUUUUUCGCACACGGAAAAAGUUGCCGAUUAUUGAUCACAAUCCCGGAACUUAUAAAUCAUAUGACAAAAAGGAAGAUAGCUUUAUAUUACGAACGUCAUAUGAUAUAGACACACCAGGAAGAUAACCUAGGUAGCAUCCGGCACACUUGUGCGGGAACUGUUGUAGCGUUAAAGUUGCCCAGCCACUACGGUAAUGCUGUUCUACGGUAGCGCUGUUCUGUACGGUAAUCUGCGGUAUGCUGCUCUCCUUGUGUACUGUAGCUGUCUGUGAACCUGCCGACAUAGUAAUAAAUUACAAGUAUCUACUCUACUGCAGUAUGUAGGUAACAAGCACACGUGAAUGCGAUAACAGUAUAC
Paramacrobiotus metropolitanus is the source of this 1994-nucleotide messenger RNA. RefSeq names its product TD and POZ domain-containing protein 5-like. Gene Ontology annotation, molecular function: ubiquitin protein ligase binding. Lineage: Eukaryota; Metazoa; Tardigrada; Eutardigrada; Parachela; Macrobiotidae. Gene Ontology annotation, cellular component: cytoplasm; nucleus. The transcript has 2 exons. The coding region runs from base 388 to 1440 and encodes 350 amino acids. The record is from RefSeq and is a predicted model, not a curated record. Gene Ontology annotation, biological process: regulation of proteolysis; proteasome-mediated ubiquitin-dependent protein catabolic process.